Didymodactylos carnosus is the source of this 687-nucleotide messenger RNA. The record is from the annotation of a GenBank genome assembly. Lineage: Eukaryota; Metazoa; Rotifera; Eurotatoria; Philodinida; Philodinidae.
AUGAGGAUGAAUCAACGUACAGAGAUAUGUUGGUCACCAAAUAUUUCAAAUGAUUUGGCUGAAAUUGGCGCUGAAAUUAUAAUUCAUGUAUUUGAUAAACCGACAAAAAAAUGUACGUCAAAUAGACGAUUAAAUUUCACCUAUCCAGUUCAAGAAAAAAAUAGUAUUAAAUGUGCAGCAUGGUGGCCAUCAACUGAAUAUCCGUAUACAUUUGCGUUGGGUCAAACAAAUGGAAGAAUUAUUUUUGAAAACGUCAAAGAUCAUCAUCAUCCAUUGUGUCAUCGAACAAUAGAUAGCAAACAAGGACGAGCAUGUUCGGCACUCAGUUGGAAUACAGAUUCUCCCUAUUUAUUAUUAUCUGGUUUCGAACGUAAUCGAACGGAUAACUGCGUUGUUCUAUGGGAUGUACAAACGAGUAAACAAUCAAUAUCAACAACAAAUCAACCUCCAACUCGAAUUAGUCAACAAAAUCCAAAUGAUGUCGAAUAUAAACGUUUGGAUAAUACAAAUCCAGUAAAAGCAUUAUUUGAAACUGGUAUGGGUGAAGCAUGUUCGUCGUUAACAUGGAUUAGACCAGAAACACGUUUUUUUGCUGCAUGUACAGCAUUUGGAAGAUUAAUUAAAUUGUAUGAUCCUAGAGGUAUAUUAAUCUUACUAUCUCUUUAUCUACCAAGAGAUCAUUCAUGA